AUGAAAAUCCUCGUGGUAUUUCUGGUGCUGGUCAUCUUUGGGACACAAUCUCACGGAUACGAGGUUUAUAACAUCAUCAGCCCAAACAACAAUGGUGGCAAUCUUCAGGAGACAGUGACAAUUGACAAUCAAAAGAAUAUUGCCAUCGUUAACAUUCAUGCAGGAUCAUGCUCCUCUACCACGAUUUUUGACUAUAAACAUGGCUACAUCGCUUCCCGGGUGCUCUCCCGAAGAGCCUGCUACAUCCUGAAGAUGGACCAUAAGGCCAUCCCCGCUCUGGAUGAACUAAAACGAUACAUCUAUGAGAAACAGGCUAUGAAGAACAUGUACUCUGACAAAUACUUCUGGGUCAAGUACAACCCACUGCAGUCUCUGAUCGUGCACAUAGACUGGUUCCUGUUCGGCUCACCCAUCAGGCAGCUCUGCAGUCAUGUUCCCCUGUACAAGGGGGAAGUGGUUGACAAGAUAAAUAACGUCCGUACUGACGUCUGCUCAAGGACCGGAUUCCUGGGCAUCUUUGGAAUCUCCAUCUGCUCGGGUGUUGGCGCUUAA
This is a messenger RNA of Odobenus rosmarus divergens (Pacific walrus), 552 nucleotides long. It is a transcript of the gene GKN2, whose product is annotated as gastrokine 2. Gene Ontology annotation, biological process: regulation of cell population proliferation. The transcript has 6 exons. Lineage: Eukaryota; Metazoa; Chordata; Mammalia; Carnivora; Odobenidae. Bases 1 to 552 code for a protein of 183 amino acids. The record is from RefSeq and is a predicted model, not a curated record.